Toxorhynchites rutilus septentrionalis is the source of this 762-nucleotide messenger RNA. RefSeq lists its product as uncharacterized. NCBI's taxonomy places the organism in Eukaryota, Metazoa, Arthropoda, Insecta, Diptera, Culicidae. The coding region runs from base 1 to 543 and encodes 180 amino acids. The record is from RefSeq and is a predicted model, not a curated record. The transcript has 2 exons.
AUGCAUGAGAUAAGCUUUUCGAGUAACAAUGACUACAUAAAGGCGUUCAUCACCAUCCAGAACGGAACAUUCAAAUCACAUCACAGUACCACUGUCAAUGUGGAUCUUAUGGUAUAUCAGAACGUUACCAGCGGGAUGGUUGUAGCUGUGUCCCUGGAUUUCAAAACCGAUGGCGGGUACCAGAGAUUGGUUUCUACAGAAAUAGAUUUUUGCGCUCCGGGCGUCUCCUACGCGGAUGAUCCAAUGUUAAGCAUUUUGAUCGAAACGGUGAAGCUCUACGGCAAUAUAACCAUCACCUGUCCGUUCUUUGCGGAAUAUUAUGUCCUCAAGGAAUACCCACUUGAUGCUAACAAAAACAUCAUCAACCUUGCGCCACCUGGAAAUUUUCGCGUAGGCGUCGCAGCAAAGCAUAGAGUAUCUCGAAGGAAAGCUAUUCCGGUCUUCAAUGCCAUAAUGGAUAUUUCCAUUGUUGCUGAUGAGGGGGAAGAUAUCGAGGGUGCUGCCACUGCUGACGAUGAUGACGAGGAUCUAGAAGAUUUUUAGCUUGGGUUUAUAUACGAGGGGUUAUUUGCGAGGCUAGUAAAUUGCAACUAGCACUUGCGUCUAUCCGAUUUUCCUGAAUGAAAGUAACCGUUUAAAAAGAAAUAGAUUGACUAUAUUCUGUAGUGACAGAAUUAAUAAGUUCUUAGUUGGUUUUUGUAUGACCAUAUAGUCGGUGUUCAAUCAGACCUGACUAAGUAACAAAAUAAGAAAAAAAUGAAU